AUGAGCAAUGGGCAAGGAGGCUACAACAAAGGAUAUUACAACUACAAAGCCAACCCAGCCAUGUCUUACAGAAACACUGAUGUAGCUAACCCACAAGAUCAGGUUACCCUCAACAACAGCAAGCUCGAUCGAGUCAAGCCCCUCAACAUUUGGUCCAAAAACAACUACCAAGGCCCUCAAGGGACUUUUCCUGGUCAAGCUGAUGGUGUUGUGGACACAAGCAAGAAGUUGGCUGAAAUCAACUCCAAGAUUGAGAAUCUCAACACAAGAGUGUACUCUCUGGAGAAUCAUGCUUCUUCUGUUGCUGCUGCUACAAAGCAAGGACAACUACCUGGUAAAGCCAUUCAGAACCCCAAGGAACAGUGCAAGGUCAUCUUCACUCAAGAAGGUCUUGAUGAAGAGGGAUCAAGAGAGAGUCAUGGAAGAGUUUGUUUGCUGCUGAAUGACGACAGAAUUGUUGUUGCUGAGGCUCCUGGAGUCCAGAUUGAUCAACCUGAAGUGCAAGCACUACUGUAG
Molecule: messenger RNA, 516 nt
Organism: Microthlaspi erraticum
Lineage: Eukaryota; Viridiplantae; Streptophyta; Magnoliopsida; Brassicales; Brassicaceae
Source: the annotation of a GenBank genome assembly